AUGCAGAAUCCUAACCCUAACCCUAACCCUAGCCUUUCAAAGGAUUCAUCUUCCAAUGCUGAAAGUUCAAGUGAAGAAGAAAGCAACCUGAAAACCGCUCUUGAAGUGUUGAUGGAGUUCAGGGCGGGGGAUAAUGACGCUGGUCGCGGCGGCCGUGAAGAUUGGAGGGUGGAUGAGAAUGGUGAUAGAGUGAGUGAAGGUGAAGCUUUGAAGAAGAGAAAGAAUAAUGAAGUGAAAGAGAAUCCUUCUGAAAAUCCAAUGUGUCCUAAAUGCAAAAGAGAGUUUCCUACGUGGGAGACUACGAUUGGCCACAUGCAAGAACAUCUUAAUUGUACUUCUAUUGCUUCUUCUUCAGCACUUGGUUUCAGCUACUCUCACACCAAAACCAAACUACAUCAAUUUGAUCUUAAUAAGGUUGAUGAUGACAUCCAACCAAUGGAGAAAGAAGAGACUUCUAAUAUUGCACUUGAGUCUGCUGAAGAGAAGGUAUAUGAAGGACAAGAUUUAGGAUUUGACUUGAAUCAGUUGCCUCCGAAUGAAGAAGAUGAUGUGAUGUGA
This is a messenger RNA of Lathyrus oleraceus (garden pea), 558 nucleotides long. RefSeq lists its product as uncharacterized. NCBI's taxonomy places the organism in Eukaryota, Viridiplantae, Streptophyta, Magnoliopsida, Fabales, Fabaceae. The coding region runs from base 1 to 558 and encodes 185 amino acids. The transcript has 2 exons. The record is from RefSeq and is a predicted model, not a curated record.